Camelina sativa (false flax) is the source of this 1049-nucleotide messenger RNA. Its product is annotated as F-box protein At5g67140. Gene Ontology annotation, molecular function: protein binding. Gene Ontology annotation, biological process: SCF-dependent proteasomal ubiquitin-dependent protein catabolic process. Lineage: Eukaryota; Viridiplantae; Streptophyta; Magnoliopsida; Brassicales; Brassicaceae. Gene Ontology annotation, cellular component: SCF ubiquitin ligase complex. The record is from RefSeq and is a predicted model, not a curated record.
UUAAACUAAGAAAAUGACAACAUCUUCUUCUUUCUUCCUCCUCCUCUGCAAUUAUGAUUAUGAAUAACUAUUGAAAACAAAUUCUCAUAUAUUUUACAUACUUUUCUUGAUACAUAAAAGCUUCUGCAGGUUGUUGUAAUUUGAUUCAAGAAGAAGAAGCUCUUCUCCUUAAACUCAUAUAUAUACAUAAAAGUCAUGUAUGAAGAAGCAGCGAUCGAUCGUUUACCGUUAGACCUUCUCGCUUAUAUAUUUUCUUUGGUUACUUCUUUCACCGUUUUGGCUCAGGCAAAUGGUGUUUGCAAGAAAUGGAGGAAAGCUGUAAAUCAAUCGAUGGCGAGAAGACAAUCUCUGAGCUUUGCUGGUUGGAAAAUGGACGAUGAUUCCACUUCUCGUCUCGUUCAUCUUGCUUACAACCUCAAAGAACUCGACAUAUCUAGAAGUAGAUGGGGUUGUCAUAUAACUGAUAAUGGUCUUUACCAAAUAGCUUCUGCAAGAUGUGUGGCCAAUUUGAACUCUGUCUCUUUAUGGGGCAUGACUGCUAUUACUGAUUCUGGUGUUGUUCAACUGAUAUCAAGAACUUCUUCAUUGCAACACCUAAACAUAGGAGGUACUUUUAUAACCGAUGAGUCUCUUUUCGCUAUUGCAGAACGCUGUCAUAAUCUUAAGACGAUCGGGAUGUGGUGUUGCCGCCAUGUGACAGAGAGAGGCCUUCUGGUUCUUGUUAACAAAUGCAGAAAACUUGAAUCGAUCAACUUAUGGGGAACUAGAGUUCCUGUGGAUUGCUUCAUUGCUUUACUUACCAUCAGUCCUGCACUUCAGAUCAAACCCAUGGAAUUGCUUCUCAAUGCUCAGAAUCCACCACCAUUGUUGCAUGCUGUCUAGUUCUGCUUCCCAUUUCUCUUGUUUGUUGUGUACAUAGUAAUUCAUAAAAUUGAAUUCCCAUAUAUCUUCUGUUUUCUCCCAUCAAUAACAUAAAUAACUUAUCCAGUAAACCUUCUAUUGGAGUAGAAUUGUGUCUAUAUAUAUAUAUAUAUUUAAGUUGCAGAACA